Messenger RNA from Paramacrobiotus metropolitanus, 755 nucleotides. RefSeq names its product NHP2-like protein 1 homolog. The transcript is spliced from 3 exons. Gene Ontology annotation, biological process: maturation of SSU-rRNA; mRNA splicing, via spliceosome; ribosome biogenesis. Bases 154 to 552 code for a protein of 132 amino acids. The record is from RefSeq and is a predicted model, not a curated record. Gene Ontology annotation, molecular function: RNA binding. Lineage: Eukaryota; Metazoa; Tardigrada; Eutardigrada; Parachela; Macrobiotidae. Gene Ontology annotation, cellular component: box C/D methylation guide snoRNP complex; U4/U6 x U5 tri-snRNP complex; precatalytic spliceosome.
UCCGGCGUUUUGCGCUAAAGUACUGUAGUACAAGAUUUCAGUUUUUCAUUAAAUCUUAAGUCAUAAGUUGGUUUGUCCCGAUUUCUUCGAACAAUAUUGUUGAUCCUGGUUUUAUUUGGUUUGAUUCACCACUGCAAACUGCUUCUUCACACCAUGACGGAGACCCAGGAAGAACCCGAAGUUAAUCCCAAAGCAUACCCUUUGGCUGAUCCUUCCCUGACCAACAAAGUGAUGAACCUCUGCCAACAGUCGGUCAAUUAUAAACAGCUGAAAAAAGGAGCAAACGAAGCUACGAAGGCGCUCAAUCGCGGCAUUGCGGCUUUAAUCGUUCUGGCAGCCGAUGCGCAGCCCCUGGAGAUCUUGCUGCAUCUUCCUCUGCUCUGCGAAGACAAGAAUGUGCCCUAUAUUUUCGUCCGGUCGAAAGGUGCUCUGGGCCGAGCGUGCGGCGUUUCGCGGCCGGUUAUCGCCUGCUCUAUCCUGGCCAACGAGGGUUCCCAGCUGAAGGCGCAGAUUGCCGAUCUGCAACAGCAGAUUGAAAGACUUCUCAUCUAAACUAAUUCGUAUGUGGAAUUUACCGUAUGAAACAAUUCCAGGGAUGCCAUUAGUUUUAUCUCCAGUUAUGCAUAAACAACUGUUUCGUGUCGUGCGUAUUAGCCGGGUUUUAUGAUUUACUGUAAGUGUAUUAUAUCUUUAUUUGUUAUUGUUCUUGUUUGUGUACAAACUUAAAGAAUAAUGAAAAACGUAACUGAAGUAUA